This is a messenger RNA of Merops nubicus (carmine bee-eater), 1395 nucleotides long. It is a transcript of the gene MBOAT1, whose product is annotated as membrane bound O-acyltransferase domain containing 1. NCBI's taxonomy places the organism in Eukaryota, Metazoa, Chordata, Aves, Coraciiformes, Meropidae. The annotation marks the transcript as partial. Gene Ontology annotation, biological process: lipid modification. Gene Ontology annotation, cellular component: membrane. Gene Ontology annotation, molecular function: acyltransferase activity. The transcript has 12 exons. The record is from RefSeq and is a predicted model, not a curated record.
AUCAAUUUUGUAGCCUGCCAACUGUUCGCUCUUUUGGCUGCAUUUUGGUUUCGUAUUUACUUGGGUCCCAGCCAUGCCAGCUCUGCUGUUCGCCAUGCGUUUGCCACCCUCUUUGGAAUAUACUUUGCUGUCUUCUGCUUUGGGUGGUAUUCCAUUCAUCUUUUUGUCCUGGUGAUGAUGAACUAUGGCAUUAUGACUAUGGCAAGUAUUCCCAACAUCCACAGGUACUCCUUUGUUGUAGCUAUGGGAUACCUCACGUUGUGCCACAUAAGCCGAAUAUACAUAUUUCAUUAUGGUAUCCUCACUACAGAUUUUUCCGGUCCGCUGAUGAUCAUUACACAGAAGAUCACCACACUGGCGUGCCAGUUACAUGACGGAAUAGGGCGACAAGCUGAGGAACUCACUGCUGAGCAAAAUCGGCUUGCUGUAAAGACAAGACCUUCUUUACUGGAGUAUUUAAGCUAUCUCCUCAAUUUUAUGAGCAUCAUAGCUGGGCCUUGCAGCAAUUACAAGGACUAUAUAGCCUUCAUUGAAGGGAGGCAUGUGCACCUGAAACUGUUAGAAGUGAACUGGAAGCAGAAGGGUUAUGACAGACUUCCUGAUCCUUCUCCAACUGGAGCAGUGAUGUACAAACUGUGUAUCACACUAGUAUCUCUCAUUUUAUUCUUGACACUUACCAAGAACUUUCCUAUGGCAUAUAUUAUUGAUAAUGAAUUUCUUGAUAAAACACCCUUCUUGUCAAGACUUGGUUACCUGUAUGUUGUAACACAGGCAGCAAAACCAAAGUAUUACUUUGCAUGGACAUUAGCAGAUGCAGUCAACAAUGCAGCUGGCUAUGGAUUCAGUGGAGUUGAUGAGAGAGGCACUUUCCGCUGGGACCUGUUGUCCAAUUUAAAUAUCUGGAAUAUUGAGACUGCGACAAGUUUUAAAGUGUACAUUGAAAACUGGAACAUUCAGACAGCUGCCUGGCUAAAACGUGUUUGCUAUGACAGAGCUCCCUGGUACCCCACGGCUUUAACGUUCCUCCUCUCAGCCCUGUGGCAUGGUGUCUAUCCUGGAUAUUAUUUUACAUUUCUCACUGGAAUCCUUAUCACACUCGCAGCCAGAGCAAUAAGAAACAACUGCAGACAUCACUUCCUUUCAUCAGUGCCUCUCAAGAGAGCCUACGAUGUUGUCACCUGGGUUGUCACUCAGCUGUCCGUGUCCUACACUGUUGCACCUUUUGUUAUGCUGGCUGUGGAGCCCACCAUUAAGUUUUACAAGUCUAUGUAUUUUCACAUGCACAUUCUAAGCAUCCUGGUGUUGCUCAUGUUACCUAUCAGACCUCAAGCCCACUCCAUAAGAAAGCCUCAGAAUCAGGACAUGCAGAACUCUGUUAAAAACAAAGACAAAUGA